AUGAAUCUCAUGGGCUCAUCACGUAACACUAAAGUAUGGCAUAAUCAUGCCAUCAGUGGACAAGACAUAUUUCAGGUUGCAUCGAAAGCUUUUGGAUCGCCUUGGGUCGCCUUAGUAAUUGAUGCAUUUCUUAAAAGUGUUAGAGUUGAGGAAAUACCUUUUGGUCUGACCGAAGCAGACAGAAAUCAAGCAAAACCAAGAGAAACCAAUGCCAAAGAGGCACAAGGCAUUUUUGCGGUGUCAAGACUUGAGGAUCGACGCAAUUUCAUACAUAUAUUUCAUGUACCUUAUAUUGUCUGUUUUUUUGCUGCUAAAGGGAAAUGGCCUUUUAUACCGCCCUUAUUGCAGUUGCGCGUUGAUUCUCUUGCGAAAUCUAUCUUUAAUCAAACAGAUUCAUUCAUAAGGAAUUUUUGCAAGAAAUGGAUUCAAAUUAAGGAAUGCUUUCGUCCUAUAUUUGGUAGCAAUUCGACAAGUAAUGAUGUUGAAGCUUUUGCUCCAUUGCUUGCUACACCUUGUACUUGUGCCGAUCAAUCGAUUACUUAUUUCGACAAGAAGUAUAUAGGCAAAGUGAGCUCUCAAACAAUAUACAAUACUAUUGAGUUUCUGGAAAGCUUUUUGCCUUCACCAACAAAAAAGACAAAAAGAAAGAAUCGUGUGCGUGGACGUUUGGAUGAAAUUGAAAUAGAUUAA
This is a messenger RNA of Teleopsis dalmanni, 690 nucleotides long. RefSeq lists its product as uncharacterized. The record is from RefSeq and is a predicted model, not a curated record. NCBI's taxonomy places the organism in Eukaryota, Metazoa, Arthropoda, Insecta, Diptera, Diopsidae. Bases 1 to 690 code for a protein of 229 amino acids. The transcript is spliced from 4 exons.